AGUGUCUGCCGCUGCAGUCAAAGUGUUGACGUCAACGCCUACGUGACGCAGUUGCAUCCGGAUACAGCUGAUUUAUCAAAAGUGCAUUAUACCGCUGGCUUUUUCACCGUAAAAUGUCGUGAUUUUCAUAACUAAUCAAAGAUCAUCAAUAAAUAGCACGAAGUAGUCGAAUGAAGUUGGAUCGAGGAGUUCCAUUAGUCGUUUCUGGGGGAUUUGUUUCGCAGAUUUAUCUAUUACGUGGGAUUAUCAAACACUGCCAGACACCGUGUGUCAACCGAGACGCUGUUAGACGCCAUGAUGGACGGUAUAUGUGAUAAUGCUGAUAUUCUCAACAGUGCACCGCCGAAAAAGGUUAUUCAAGCGGAUAAUAUUGACCUGUCAGACAAGUCACUGCAGGUGGAUAUAUCAGACGCACUGAGUGAAAAGGAUAAAGUCAAAUUUACGGUGCAUACGAAGACCACUUUACCAGAAUUCCAAAAAUCCGAGUUUCUGGUUGUUAGACAGCAUGAGGAGUUUGUCUGGCUGCAUGAUAGGUUUGAGGAGAACGAGGAGUAUGCUGGAUAUAUCAUUCCUCCGUGUCCUCCGAGGCCGGACUUCGAUGCUUCUCGUGAGAAACUCCAGAAACUCGGAGAGGGCGAGGGCACCAUGACGAGAGAAGAAUUCACGAAGAUGAAGCAAGAGCUUGAAGCGGAAUAUCUGGCGACAUUUAAGAAAACCGUGGCCAUGCACGAAAUGUUCCUAACGAGACUGGCCCACCACCCGGUCUUUCGAAACGAUCACAAUCUCCGAGUAUUCCUCGAGUACGAUCAAGACCUCUGCGUUCGUGGAAAAAAUCGGAUCGAAAUGUUCGGGGGACUCGUAAAAUCCUUCUCAAAGACGACCGACGAAUAUUACCUGUCAGCCACCGUCAAGGACGUCAACGACUUCUUCGACCAAGAAAUGACAUUCCUCCAGCAGUACCAUAGCAAUCUGAAGGAGGCGACCACUCGAUCCGAUCGUCAAACGAUGGAGCACAAGGACGUGGCCGACUCCUACAUAAAAAUUUCAACGAAUUUACUGCAAUUAGCGACCACUGAUUCCGGAAAACUCGAGAGAUUUCUCACUAAAAUUGCGGAGACCUUUGAGAAAUUACGCAAAAUAGAGGGUCGUGUGGCCUCCGAUGAGGAUCUCAAAUUAUCAGAUACUCUUCGUUAUUAUAUGCGAGACACAGCAGCGGCCAAACGACUGCUCUUCAGAAGAUUGAAGGCUCUCCACACUUACGAAACUGCGAAUCGCACUCUGGAGAAAGCUCGAGCUCGUAACAAGGAUGUUCAUGCGGCACUGGAGGUUGCAGAGGCUGAGAAAGCACAAACUGAGGCUUGUGAGAAAUUUGAGCAGAUGUCAGAAAAGGGAAAAGAAGAGCUGACGGAUUUCAUGACGAGGAGAAUAGCUGCCUUUCGUAAAAAUUUAAUUGAGCUAACUGAAUUGGAAAUUAAACAUGCCAAGGCUCACGCUGAAAUGCUCAAGAAGUGUCUCCUCUUCCUUCGGGAAGAGUGAUUCAAUUCUCAAAUAAUCCCAUCAAUAGGAUAAACGGAGAUAAAGGCGAUGGAGAGAACGGGGAGAGGUGCGUUUAUUCAAUACAAUAUGUAAAAUAUAUUUUUCUGUUACUGGCAAUCAUCAUCUAUGAUUAGAAUAAUGCCGAAAUGAUGAAGGGAUUUGUAGGUGCAAAGCGACUUUUUUACAAAAUAGAAUUUCUAACGAACGAAGGAGAAGAAUAUAGUUGAUAAAAACAAUUUUGCUGGUACAACUAGCUGUAAAGUGCUUUGAUAACGAAAGUACCAUUUCAUUAUGAGGAUUAAACAAUUGUCAAGAACGUAAUCUCCUCUUUUGCAUUAUUGAUACCAGUUUGUAUGAAAAAAAUAAUUCCACUAUGACGUUCUAAGAUAAAAUCUGUAUAGUGUUUAAGAUUAUUCUUCAUCCUAUUAUAUCAUUAUGUUAUUCUUUUUUUUUUAACUAGGUCUCUUUAUAUUAUUGAUAGAGAGAAUAUAUAUAAAUAUAUGUUAUGUAAAUCAUUCGAAUCUACUGCUGUAUUGUAAUAAAGACCAAUGGUAGAAUAUGAA
Messenger RNA from Diachasma alloeum, 2099 nucleotides. RefSeq names its product sorting nexin-6 (gene Snx6). Gene Ontology annotation, molecular function: phosphatidylinositol binding. The transcript is spliced from 10 exons. The record is from RefSeq and is a predicted model, not a curated record. Bases 295 to 1536 code for a protein of 413 amino acids. NCBI's taxonomy places the organism in Eukaryota, Metazoa, Arthropoda, Insecta, Hymenoptera, Braconidae. Gene Ontology annotation, biological process: phagosome-lysosome fusion involved in apoptotic cell clearance.